This is a messenger RNA of Seriola dumerili (greater amberjack), 6224 nucleotides long. It is a transcript of the gene ppip5k1a, whose product is annotated as diphosphoinositol pentakisphosphate kinase 1. Gene Ontology annotation, cellular component: cytosol. Gene Ontology annotation, molecular function: diphosphoinositol pentakisphosphate kinase activity; inositol hexakisphosphate kinase activity; 5-diphosphoinositol pentakisphosphate 1-kinase activity. Gene Ontology annotation, biological process: inositol metabolic process; inositol phosphate biosynthetic process. Bases 459 to 4547 code for a protein of 1362 amino acids. The record is from RefSeq and is a predicted model, not a curated record. Lineage: Eukaryota; Metazoa; Chordata; Actinopteri; Carangiformes; Carangidae. The transcript has 30 exons.
GUCAGGAGUAAAGGAAGCGAGCUGAUGGUAGCGACAGAAGCCCUCCAGCUACACUGACUGUAGGACUCUUGCAUACAAAUGGAGGAAAGGACUGUCAUCAGAUAAUUGGAGCUUCAGCCUCCAAUUUGCUGAGGGCUCGUCAGAAACCCAAGCAGGUCAUAUGAGAUGUGAAUUUGGUGAAUGAAGAAUGAGGAACUUGAGUAACAACGUUAUUGCAGAGGAUUGACCAGCAUCAUCAUUUCACACGUAUCCUCUUCUGUUUGAGCCCCGCUCAUUCCGUCUAAUCCUGCUCGUCUGCCUCACACACACCUUCAUCUACCGGGUCUGCUGUCCAGCCCAGGCAGAGUGGACCUGUCCCGUUUCCCAGGCCUCGUGCCCUCCCAUCGGCGGCCCGCUCCGGCGGUGUGUUGGUGUACGAUGGCGCGGUGGGACGCUGAGGGCUGCCGCGGGGGACUGUGAUGUCAGAGCCCAACAGCCCGGGCGAGAGCCGGCGUGGCGCUCCCAGAUUCUUCGUGGGCUGCGAGGACGAUGAGAGCGAGGUCCUGGAGGACAGCAUGAGGACAGACAUGGAGCUGUAUGAGGACGAUGAAGACACAGACUCGCCCCCGGAGCGACAGAUCAUGGUGGGGAUCUGCUGCAUGAUGAAGAAGUCCAAGUCCAAGCCAAUGACCCAGAUCCUGGAGAGGCUGUGCAGGUUUGAGUACAUCACUGUGGUCAUCUUCCCAGAGGACGUCAUCCUCAAUGAGCCUGUGGACAAAUGGCCUCUGUGUGACUGCCUCAUCUCCUUCCACUCCAAAGGCUUCCCGCUGGAUAAGGCAGUGAGCUACGCCAAACUCAGAAACCCGCUGCUUAUCAAUGACCUGAACAUGCAGUACUACAUACAGGACAGGAGAGAGGUGUAUCGCAUCCUGCAGGAGGAGGGGAUUGAUCUACCACGCUAUGCUGUGCUAAACCGUGACCCAGAUAAACCAGAUGAGUGUAACCUGGUGGAAGGAGAGGACCAUGUGGAGGUGAACGGAGAGAUAUUCCAGAAGCCUUUUGUUGAGAAGCCUGUCUGCGCUGAGGACCACAAUGUCUACAUCUACUACCCCACCUCUGCUGGUGGUGGCAGUCAGCGCCUCUUCAGAAAGAUUGGGAGUCGGAGCAGCGUGUACUCUCCAGAGAGCAGUGUGAGGAAGACUGGCUCUUACAUCUAUGAAGAGUUCAUGCCAACAGAUGGAACCGAUGUUAAGGUGUACACUGUGGGGCCGGACUAUGCUCAUGCUGAGGCCCGGAAGUCCCCAGCUCUGGACGGGAAGGUGGAGAGAGACAGCGAGGGCAAGGAGGUCCGCUACCCUGUCAUGCUUUCAGCCAUGGAGAAACUGGUGGCCCGUAAAGUUUGCUUAGCAUUCAAGCAAACUGUCUGUGGCUUCGACCUUCUUCGAGCCAAUGGACACUCCUAUGUGUGUGAUGUCAACGGUUUCAGUUUCGUGAAGAACUCAAUGAAGUACUAUGAUGACUGUGCCAAGAUCCUCGGGAACAUCGUGAUGCGUGAGCUGGCUCCUCAGUUUCAGAUUCCUUGGUCCAUCCCUACUGAGGCAGAGGACAUCCCCAUUGUUCCCACCACUUCAGGGACCAUGAUGGAGCUGCGCUGUGUCAUUGCUGUCAUCCGACAUGGAGACAGAACGCCUAAACAGAAGAUGAAGAUGGAAGUUCGCAACCCCAUGUUCUUUGAUCUGUUUGAAAAAUAUGGAGGAUACAAAACAGGGAAACUAAAGCUGAAGAAGCCAAAACAACUGCAGGAGGUGCUGGACAUCACACGGCAGUUGUUAGCAGAACUAGGACAACACAAUGACUGCGAGAUAGAGGAGAAGAAAUCCAAACUGGAGCAGCUGAAGACUGUUCUGGAAAUGUAUGGCCACUUCUCGGGGAUCAACAGAAAAGUGCAACUAACUUACCUGCCCCAUGGGCAGCCCAAAACCUCCAGUGAGGAAGAAGACACACGUAAGGAGGGCCCAUCUCUGCUGCUGGUGCUGAAGUGGGGGGGGGAGCUGACUCCUGCUGGCAGAGUGCAAGCUGAGGAGCUGGGAAGGGCCUUCCGCUGUAUGUACCCUGGAGGACAAGGAGACUAUGCUGGAUUUCCAGGCUGUGGGUUACUGCGGUUACACAGCACCUACAGACAUGACCUGAAGAUAUACGCGUCUGAUGAAGGCAGGGUGCAGAUGACAGCCGCAGCUUUUGCAAAGGGUUUGCUGGCUCUGGAGGGCGAGCUGACACCCAUCCUGGUGCAGAUGGUGAAGAGUGCCAACAUGAACGGGCUGCUGGACAACGACAGCGAUUCGCUGAGCAGCUGCCAGCACCGUGUCAAGGCCAGGCUCCACGAGAUUCUGCAGAAGGACAGGGACUUCACUGACGAGGACUACGAUAGGCUGGCCCCGACCUCUAGUGCCUCUCUGGUGAAUUCAAUGAAGAUAGUCCAGAACCCAGUGGCCACAUGUGACCAGGUUUAUGCCCUCAUCCAGAGCCUCACCUCACAGAUCCGCAAAAGAAUGGAGGACCCCAAGUCAGCUGACCUGCAGCUAUACCACAGUGAGACACUGGAGCUGAUGCUGCAGCGCUGGUCCAAACUUGAGAGAGACUUCCGCAUGAAGAACGGCCGCUACGACAUCAGUAAAAUACCUGACAUUUAUGAUUGUGUGAAGUAUGAUGUCAUCCACAACGCUACUCUAGGCCUGGAGGACACACUGGAGCUGUUCAGACUGUCUCGAGCUUUGGCUGACAUCGUCAUCCCACAGGAAUACGGCAUAAAUAAAGUGGAGAAAUUGGACAUAGCAUACGCCUACUGCCUCCCACUGGUCAGAAAGAUUCAGCUUGACCUGCAGAGGACCCAUGAGGACGAGUCUGUCAACAAACUACAUCCUCUGUACUCUCGUGGAGUGAUGUCUCCAGGGCGCCAUGUCAGGACACGUUUAUAUUUCACCAGUGAGAGUCACGUCCACUCACUGCUCAGCAUUUUCCGCUAUGGAGGCUUGCUCGAUGAGGAGAAGGACCAGCAGUGGAAGCGUGCCAUGGAUUACCUCAGUGCCGUCUCUGAGCUCAACUACAUGACUCAGAUUGUCAUCAUGCUGUAUGAGGACAACAAUAAGGACCUGACCUCUGAGGAACGCUUCCACGUGGAGCUUCACUUCAGCCCGGGGGUCAAAGGCGUCGAGGAGGAGGAGAAUGCACCUACCGGCUUUGGUUUCCGGCCCGCUUCUGCAGAGGUGGCACGACAGAACGGGCAGAAACAGCCCGACCCCGGCAGCCUGGAGGACCUCUCACGUGACGAGACGGACCGUGCUGUGCCAUUGUCUGAGCCAAUCACUAUUCAGAGGAGGUCCCCGCUCAUACGCAAUCAUAAGACUGGAUCAAUGGAGGUCCUGUCGGAGACAUCAUCUUCCAAAGUAGGCAGUUAUCGCCUCUUCUCGUUCUGCUCACGUCAGUCCCCAGAGAUGAAACAAAGUGGAUUAGGCUCUCAGUGCGCCGGGCUCUUCAGCACCACUGUCCUAGGUGGGUCUUCUAGCGCCCCUAACCUGCAGGACUACGCACGCGCACACCGCAAAAAAUUCUCCACCGGCAGUCUGUCCUACAAAGACGAGUUGUUGUCUAUGCCGGCAGUAAAACGAUUUUCUGUGUCGUUUGCAAAGCAUCCGACUAAUGGCUUUGAAGGCUGCUCCAUGGUGCCCUCCAUCUAUCCUCUGGAAACGCUGCAUAACUCGCUGUCACUAAAACAGGUCAACGAGUUCCUCACCGGAGUGUGCGAGAGUGCAGGGGACCCACAUACCAGGACUACCAGAGCUCUGUCAGCCAUGUUUGACACACACAACCAGCCAUCAGUGGACUCGUACAUCCCUCAGAGAGUCCUCUCUUCUUCCAUCUCUCUCAGAUCUCGUUCUGACAGACCUCCUUGGUACAGCAGCGGUCCAUCCAGCACAGUGUCCAGUGCUGGGCCGUCUUCUCCCACCACAGCUGACACUUCCCCACGCUUCAGUUUCAGCGAUAAGAUCUCCCUCACCCCUCAGAGCAGUGAGGAAACUCACUCCUCUCAAAACAUUUCCUCUCAGCCAGCGCCUGCCACUGGAUCACAAAUCCUCGACCUAGCUUGCCCUGCAGUUUUAAACCCAACUGAGGUCCCUCUGACUCCAAAUAACUCACCAGAGGAAGAUGAUGUUACUGGUCACCAGCCAGAUAAUCCUGAACACAUGCAGGAGGGGACAGAGGUGGCCUCUGCUGCUGUGGAUCUUCCAAUUUCAGAUCCUGGCCUGAGGCCGCCCUGCUCUGCAUUAGCUGAGCUCGCUCUGGGUCGGAUGGAGGGUUACUGCCUCCCAGGCUCUCUGCCUGUGCUGCUGGAGCUCAGAGAGAGCAGCAGCGAGGCAGGCUCUAGCUCUCAGACGCCUCAGUCUCCAGAGGGACCUGACGAGUUCUUCGACACCCAGGAGUCCUUGGAGUUAUGGAUGGACAGUCCAGAAAGCCUCCCCCAUCCUGAGACGCCUCUGGAGGUUGGAGCGACUCACACAGCAGAGCCAUAGGGCAUGGAAACUACAGAACAACAGCUCUGUCAGAAACUACUGUGGUUACACCUGUAACUUUACAGGCAUCAUCAUCUUUGUUGUCAAUCAUGAGCAGUGAGGCAUUGUACUGAGCUACAGCCAAUCAGACCUCCCCUCUCCUCCAGCUUGAUGACUGUGUGUUGAGUAAUUACAGGCAGCUGAUCCUCACACUAGGCCCUGUGUUGGAGAAUCAUAUGAUGAUGCCAUACGUGCUGUUUGUUGCCUUUGAAAAAGCACACUGGUGACACACCAGUGACACCGCUGAGCCUCCUCUGACAGUCCACUGGUUCAGUCCAUCUAUCUGUAAAGAUGUAGGAAGCCACUUGUUGCAAGGUGAAGGGUUAAUUGUUAAGUUUAAAUUAAACAACUCUCUUGUUACUGUUGCUUAUAUGCUGUUGCACAAGCCCUUUCCUUAAAGCUGCAUUAAUCAAUAUUUGGCCACUAUGGGGCAGGAAAUCUCCAAAACAAACUAAGAGUUCCACAGCCCUGACAUUUUACCAACUUAUAAAGUAGUUAGCAGAUUCUGGGCAACAUUAUCAUCCUACUGGAGUGAUAAUUGUGUCCACCUGAUGAAUGUAAGUCCAAUCUCCGCUCCCCACCAACUCCUGAGAAAAAUAUCUGCCAUUUUAGCUGCUGCUGGAUGUUUCACUAAAUUCACCAGCUCGUUGCUAACAUUGUCUGUCUACCAUUUUGUGCCGGGCAGGUAGUGCACAGUGGAUUUAACAGGGGUAGAGGAGAAUAUUGAGUCUUAACCAGACAUGAAAUGUGCUGUAAAACCAAUAGAGCUAAAAGAUGCUAAAAAAGCUACAUAGAUAGUUGGAGUUGCUGGUAAUUCUGUUUGGGUUUUCACAUGUUCAGUUUAUUCAUUAGAACCAUAAAGAUAUUGAUUAAUGGGGCUUUAAAUUGUGUUCUUUUCUGUCUCUCAUCUUUCUUACCUUCAGCCCUUACUCUUGGUCAGCUGCAGUGCUGAAGUUUUAGCCUUUGUAUUACCAAUUUUCAUAUCAUCUAUCACAGUUAAGUGACGGGUAUCAGGGCAUGUUUCCUGGCGCUGGGGCGGCGACACCUUAUCAUUGCUAUAUGAGCAAAAGCUUUCCUGUUUUCCAUGCUUGUUACAGGAUACAGUGACGUAUAGACCCGCCGCUUUUAUGAGAAACGCAGGAAAUGACUUGCAGCACACGACAGAAAAACUGACAGAAAAUACAAUCAGUAGCUCUUCUGUUCUUUAUCAUACGCCAGAGUCUAUCUUUUGCUGAGCUUCUGUGGUGCUACAUGUUCAGUACCUGCAUUGGUGAUUUAAGAAAACAAAAGCUGAAUGAAUGAAUCUUCAUUGCUGCCAGUAAAAAGUCUAAGUUUAAAAUGUAAGUAAUCUCCAGGUAAAACCGUGUGUGCACUGCUUACUGCCAAAGUCCUUAAGCCUCAUUGAAGAUUUAAUAUAAUCAAUAGGAAAAAAUAGAGAGAAAAUAUUUAUUUUGAAAUUGCAUCUUGAAAAGAAAUGUCUGGUAUUUUUAAUAGCCACACAUUAGAUAUUUAAUUGUACCAUAGCUAAUGUAUAUUUUUUGUAAAAUCACCUCAUGAUGUGGGAAAAUUCUGAAAGCUAAUCUCUCAUUUUAUCACUGAACAAACGGGAGGGGCAUUUUACAUUCAAUGUGCUUUUAU